Acanthamoeba castellanii str. Neff is the source of this 894-nucleotide messenger RNA. Its product is annotated as CBS domain containing protein. The record is from RefSeq and is a predicted model, not a curated record. NCBI's taxonomy places the organism in Eukaryota, Discosea, Longamoebia, Acanthamoebidae. The coding region runs from base 1 to 894 and encodes 297 amino acids. The transcript is spliced from 10 exons.
AUGAUGAGCGCCCACACAUUCGGCCAAACUACAGAAAACCAUCACAUUCCCCACACGAAGCUGCGGAUGUCGAGACAUGAAGUAGACGAUCGGGAUUGGCUGGAGCUGGCACAGUCGACCAAGGUGAAGGACCUGCUCGCCGCUAAGCCUAAGCAAGCUUUGCGUGGUCUUCCCAUCCUCGUUGACAGGAGCGCCACCAUCGAGGAGACGUUGCAGCUCCUCAAGGACAAUAACAUCCUGUCGGUGCCCGUCGUGGACAUGAGCGGGUGUCACAAGGGCCGCAAGGUCGACUUGGACACGUUCGAUGGCUUUGUCGACGUGUUGGACAUCCUGGACUACCUCCUCUGGCACAUGAGGAGGGAGGACGCCAAGGAGUUUUUCAGGACCUCCAUAACCGAAGUUGUCCGGUUUGCCACGGGCAGCCAUUCGAUCAUCGUGCGCAGGCGCGAUACCAUCACCGCCGUCGUGCUUGCGCUCAGAGCGCCUCUACCGCGAACCGUGCCGCAUCGCGUGGCUGUACUGGAUGACGAGGAUCGUGUAGCUGAUGUGCUCACUCAGUCCGACUUGAUCUCCUUCUUUGCACGCCACUCGGCGCGCUUCCCAAGCCUGUCUAAGGGGACACUCAAGGAGCUGGGCCUGAUGCAGCCCUGCGUCACGGUUCACUCCAAGACUUCGUUCACGGAUGCCCUCCGGCUGCUGCAUGACAACAGAGUGAGCGGGAUCGCCAUCGUGGACGACAACUGGGUCCUGUGCGGCUGCUUCUCCGCUUCUGACCUGAGAGGCAUCACAGUGGAAUCGUUUUACCGCUUCAACACUACAGUGCUCGACUUUGUGCAAGAAGUGGUCAAGACCGUACGUGAGCUGGUCGAAAAAUCGCAUCUUGAUCUGCACUAA